Molecule: messenger RNA, 1112 nt
Organism: Mytilinidion resinicola
Lineage: Eukaryota; Fungi; Ascomycota; Dothideomycetes; Mytilinidiales; Mytilinidiaceae
Exons: 3
Coding region: 6-776 (256 amino acids)
Molecular function (GO): protein binding
Source: RefSeq, a predicted model, not a curated record
CUACGAUGCCGAGUCCCGAAGGCAUCGUCCUCAAUGUAUCGGGCUUAUUGAGUUCGGGAGAGUUCAGCGACCUUCAAAUCCGCUGCAGAGACGUAACCUACAAGGUCCACCGGGUCAUUCUCUGCACCCAGAUCAAGUUCUUCCAUAAUGCGUGCAGCAGGGGCUUCAAGGAACAGUCUGAUGGAGUAAUCGACCUCAGUCACGACGCUCCCGCUGCUGUCAAGUCGAUGUUACAAUUUGCAUAUACCCGCGACUACACCUUUCUGAAAGCUCCGGACGGCAUGCAGGCACUCCACCACGUUAAGGUCUACGAGAUCGGUCACAAAUACGAUGUCCCUUGCCUCCAAAAGCUGGCCAAAGAACGAUUUCUAGAUGUUACAAGUGGCGAGUGGAAUAAGGAUUGGUUCCCGGAGGUCGUUCGCGCUACCUACGAUUGCACCCCCUCUAGCGACCGUGAACUCCCAGAUGCCCUGGUUCAGGUUAUGGUUGCCUGCCAUUCCGAAAUUUCCAAACAGGACUGCGAAAGCUCAAUCCAAAAGCUACUGAUGGAGGGCGGGGAGUUCAGCAGCGACUGCUUUUUUGCUUUGAGUAAGCAUGCCACGGCUCAUAUUCACGACUUCCAAGUAGUGGACGUGUGUCAUCAUUGCAACGGGAAGCAGCUAGCCACUAGUGGAUUUAGGAAACCCAAAGUGCUAUCCGAUGGUGAAUCGAACAUCCCUGAACUCGGCUACCUACACUUUCGAGAGACCAGCCGGUGCUGGUGUCGUUAUGGAUGAACUUAGGCCAGCGCGCAUCCUUCUAGAAUAGGUCCAGAAUCCGCAAGCUACACGGUUCUAAUGGAACGCUCAUUAGUGGUUGCAUUUCGUAGAGAAUCAAUCCCAACUUUCUUCUGAACAAGUCUUCCACAACAGUGGCAGGAAACUGUACCAAAACCGAUGAUGAAAGGCUCUUACACUUCAGGUCAACAUCCUCGUCUGGCUCCUUAGACGCUACUGUCUUAGCAGCUCUUUCCUCACCUCCCGAAUUGCGUGCUGAUUCAGGUGCUCACAAGAUCUGCUUCCAGUUGAUGUAGUCUCGUCAUCCAAGGCUACCAGCCACACACGCGCAAUACA